Molecule: messenger RNA, 271 nt
Organism: Amoebophrya sp. A25
Lineage: Eukaryota; Dinophyceae; Syndiniales; Amoebophryaceae
Source: the annotation of a GenBank genome assembly
UGGAGCACCAUGCAGCAAUUCCAAGAGUAUUUCGUUUCUAGUAUGCAACGUCUGCACUCGCGAAUCAUAGCUGCGACUGACGCCCAACAACACGCGGAUAUGGAGGACGACCUUGAACAUGAUGAGCAUGAGCUAGAUGAUGUUUCUUGUCGAAUGUGGAGACUAUCUUCAGAGCACUACGAAGCAGAUUCCGGACGAACACUGGACAUAUCAUUACCAAGAGGAGAAGCUUUGCUUCAUGUCCUAGAUCAUCACGACGAUGAACCCCAAG